CUUCACCGAAGAGGAGACAGAGAAAGAGCGGCGAUGGCUGAGCUGGAGCUUCCGCUGGUGCAGGACGCCCCGCUGACCAAGUGCAUGCGGCUGCGGGCGCAGAGCCUCCAGCAGAAGGGCGAGAAGCCCCAGGACGGCGAGAAGCUCCUGCAGGCCCACGAGUUUGUCUACCGGCUGGACUUCUCCCGCCAGCUGGGCCUCGGCUUUGUGCGCUGGAACGUCGCCCUGCAGAAGCCGGGGAAGGUGACCCUCAUCGGCACCUCGCAGCACUGGACGCCCGACCUGACCCACCUCAUGCGGAGGCAGCUGCUCGAACCGGUGGCCGUCUUCUGGAAGACGGCGGACUCCCAGGAGCUGGAUUGGAACGAGGCCGACGCGCUGGAGUUUGGGGAGCGGCUGGUGGAGCUGGCCAAGAUCCGGAAGGUGAUGUACUUCCUCCUGGCGUACUCCGAUGGCCUCGAACCGGCCCACGUCAAGUGCUCGGUGACGUUCAAGGUCUGAGUCGGACCCGUCCUCGUCGCCUGGCCCGCCCCACUCUUUUCCCCUGCCUCCAUCUUCCACCUUGGGCUCUGUGGCUUGAGCAUCCCUAUAUCUCAGGCACCGUUGCCCCUCUGCACUUGGAAUUUCCGCCCCCUCCUCUUUGAGCAGCUGCCUGCUCUAAUUCGGAGUAGCCCCGAUGGCUGCAGAAGUCCCCCUGCUCUCCCAGCAUGGCGAAGGCUGUGUUUGCUGCUGUUAGCUUAGAAAGCGGGUGCGUCUGCAGGCAGGGCCUCUCUGGAGACGCACAAAGCUGGAUCUGUCGCAUUGGGAAGCGAUGCAGCUGGAAGGAGCAGCCUCCUGCUGGGGGGGGGGCGGAGGCUGCCGUUCCCACGAUCAACAACUCUGUAGUGCUGCCCCUGCUCAAGAAAUUCAUUGGAUGCUGAAUCUAAAAGGCGCCCCGCUCCCCACCACCACCACCACUGGAUCAGAAGCAGAACUUCAUGCAAAGAAAGGAAAAGUCUGGGAAUCUGCAUCGCUCCAAGUGUCCUGUAGACCAUGGAGUACAUCCUCUAAUAUGGAAUCCAGGAUCUUGCAUGGAUCCCUGGCUGCUUUAACUUUGCCCUCAAAGUAAGCUUCUAGCCCUCAUGAGAGAGAGAGAGAGAGAGAGACUAUAUUUUUAUAGUUGAUUAAAGAUGCCAAGGGGAGAUUCCAAUGGGGAGGACUCAAGGUCGAUUUAUGUAGUUCCCUAUCCUCCUCAUAUCUGUGUUGUCUCUGAUCUUAUCGUCUCCCUCCACCCCUCCCCUCUGUUAAUUAUGUCACUUUAAAUUGCACAGAGCAUUCCAGAGAUGUCAGUUGUGUUUCCCUUAACAGCCCUGUGAAGUAGUUAAGGUUUUCGAUAUUGAGAACUGAGAUGGAGCGCAAGUGACAUGCUCUCCUGAAGGAUCUCUGGUUAGGGUUGGAUUGGAACCCGUGAUUCCAGGGCUAGGUUCAUCCCCGGAACAACACCAGCAUGUUUUUGUGAAAAGUAAUUUUUUCCUUGAGCGGUUUGCAGGAGAAUGAAAAGAGCCCUCCCAAAUUGUACAAGCUGUAUAAUUCAUGUAUAUGUAAAGGUAUUUUUCUACUUCUCCGCUGUUGGGGUAAUUUUAUUCUAUGUGCUGGUGAGGGAAGGGAUAGGAACAUAGGAAGCUGCCAUAUACCGAGUCAGACCUUUGGUCCAUCUAGCUCAGUAUUGUCUACCCAGACUGGCAGUGGCUUCUCCCAAAUCGCAGGCAGGCGUCUCUCUCGCCUCUAUCUUGGAGAUGCCAAGGAGGGAACCUGGAACCUUCUGCAUCCAAGCAUGCAGGUGCUCUUCUUCCCAGAGGGGCCCCAUCCCCUAAGGGGGGGGGAUAUCUUACAGGGUUCACGCACGUAGUCUCCCAUUCAUAAGAACAGCCCUGCUGGAUCAGUUCCAAGGUCCAUUCAUAAGAAGUGCCCUGCUGGAUCAGUUCCAAGGCCCAUCUAGUCCCGCCUCUGGUUUCCCCCAGUGGCCCACCGGAUGCCUCUGAGAAGCCCACAGGCAGGAGCUGAGGGCAGGCCCUCCCUCCUGCUCCUGCUCCCCUGCCACUGGUAUUGAGAGGCAGCUUGCCUCUGAGGCUGGAGGUGGCCUAGAGCCACCAGAUGGACCCCCCAACUCAACCCCGGGCAUCUCUAGUUAAAGCAGCAGGGGAUGAGAGACACCGUUCUCUGCCCCAAGCCCUGCCGGGUCCUGGCUCUAACUCGGUACAAGGCAGCUUCAUAUGUUCUUUUCCAUCUCCCCUGUGUUGAAUUUUAGACUGUGAAACCCCUCACGGCAGGGAUAGUGUGUGGAAGGCGGAUGCUCAGUGGUAGAAACUAACAUCCCGGAAAAACAGCAACUUUCUUAUACGAUGUGCUAGCUCUAUAUUGCAGCGAUUACAUUCGAAACAAGGCAUUGGAAAUGUGAAUGGCACCCUGCUGUCCGCAUAAGCACUGCGGCGUCACGACACAGGGAGUGUGGAGGCACCCUUCCGACUCCGAGAUACGAUGCAACCCCAUUGCAGGGUCCAAUCUGGAAAGCACCCAAGAGGGAGAAGCACACAGCUGCCUCUCUGGGUCUCCUGCUGCUUUCUGUGCCCCUCUGACUGCUGUUGAUCUCUCCCCCGCCCUUUCCAAAAGCCUGGAGUGGAGAACGGAGGACCCAGAAGUGUGGGCUGCACACCUCCUGUUCCACCCCCCACCCUUUACCUUUUCCAAAGUGGGGGAAGAGCGGGAGCUUGGCUGCUGUUUCCACCAGCCCUCCUCUCAAACAAGGAAAUGGGGGGAAGAGAAAGGGGGGAAAUUGGGGUCAGAGGGUAAUGUGGAAAGGAGAGGAGGAGACGCGUGCGCACAGCAGCCUGAGGAGAAUGCAACAUUAGUCUGGAGCUGCUGCUAGGGGUUACAAAUCUGAACCUUCAUGAAGGGGGUGGAUUCCGUAUCCUAGUCCUGAAGGGAAAAGGUGUCCAUCUCCCGCUAGGCAAAUCUGUUUUUAGACACAGGGUGGCAUCCCAAUAAGUCAUGACUAAGCACCACUGGAAUCAGUGAGACCAGUUAGUCAUGAGCAAGCUGGACGGGAUGUUGCCCACAGAAACUGGAGGGGAUCUGAGUCUUCUGUACAAGGGUAUGAGUUUUUGUGGGGCUGGCGGUCUCGGAUAUUCUCCCCCGGAUUGCAGAACAUGGUUCGCUUCGGCUUUUCUUCCUUGAGCCCAUCACUGGUCCUCAAACAUCAGUCGUCUUCCUCCAUCCCCAGACGCAACAAGGGAAAGGAGCAGUGGAGGUGGGGAGAAAAGCGAAGUGUUCGUAUAGGGAUGGGUGAGCAGUAAGCAGAAUCCGGAUUCUGGAAUUUCCCACAGGGAAAUGUCAUAGCUGAAUGUCCAGGGGUGAAGAAAGGUUGGCUCAGUUGAUCAGCCAGACAAAAUAUUUCACUUGUCAAGCUAUGUUGGAACAUUGCUCAUAGGGACUUUUUUUUCCACUCAUCAGCAGGGGCGUAGCUAGGGGAAAGGGGGCCAGUGUUUACCCCUCUCCCCGAUGGCCCCUCAGAGUCA
This is a messenger RNA of Hemicordylus capensis (graceful crag lizard), 3554 nucleotides long. It is a transcript of the gene OMP, whose product is annotated as olfactory marker protein. The record is from RefSeq and is a predicted model, not a curated record. Bases 34 to 501 code for a protein of 155 amino acids. Gene Ontology annotation, biological process: sensory perception of smell; signal transduction. Gene Ontology annotation, cellular component: nucleus; axon; cytosol. Lineage: Eukaryota; Metazoa; Chordata; Lepidosauria; Squamata; Cordylidae. The transcript has a single exon.